CAUUUUUGAUUUCUUUUACUUAUUUGAUUCCUUAAAAAAAAAAAUUAUUGGAAUUUUAUUUCUAUACCAUUCAAAAAUAACAUAAAAUAUAAAUGUACAAAUACAUAUAUAUGUAUAAUAUAUAGAUAUAUGUAAUUAAUGGACACACCUGUUGACUAUAAAAGGAGAUGUUUUGAUGCUGAUAAGUUCAUUUAUGAUUUAACAGUGUUUGAAAAAGCAUUUAAAUUUCUAAUACCAUAAUACUUUUUAAUAAAUAUAUAUGUAUAUAUAUAUAUAAAAAUUAAAGAAAAUUAAUAAAGGAAAAACUAGAAGGACAAAUAUUAAUUAUAAUACAAAAUCCAGUAAUAUUUAAUUUAAAUAUUUAAAAACAAUUGAAAUAAAAAUUAAAAUAAUAAAAAUUUAAUUAUUAUUUUUUCAAAAAGUGCAUUUUAAUAUCCAAAAAAAAAUAAUAUAUAUAUAUAUAUAUUAAAAAAAUAUAUGAUAUAUUUUUUAUAUAUUGAAAAACAAUUGAAUAUUUAAAAAAAUUUGUAAAAAAAUUAAAAAUAUUGCAUCAGAAAAAUAAUUUUAUUUCAAAGGUUAUAAGAAGAAUUCAUAACCUCACCGGAAGACUUGGAAAAAAAAACCAGAUUUUAAAAAGGAUAAUUUUAUAAAAAUAUACUUUUCAUCAUGACUACACAAAAAUUUACAUAUUUAAUGGUAUUUUUAAUAUUUGUAAUAUUUUUAAAUAAUUUCAAUGUUGAAUGCCGGCCAAAUUAUAAUCAAAACAGACAAUUAAUUGAACAAAUAAUGCAACCAGAUUACUCUCAAUCAGAUCAAGAAAAUACACAAGAUUAUUUCGAUAAAAUGGCUCAAAUAUCUGAAAAUGAUCCAAAUUUUUUAUCAAAUUGGCCAUAUUUACGUGAAUUAUUAAAAUUAAAAGAACUAUCUUCAAAGGAUUCAAUUCAAUAUGAAAUGAUACCAACACCACAGCCAUUACAACAAAUUCAACCACAGCCAAAUCGAAAUUUAAUAAAAGAUUCGGCACAAAAGAAGAAUUCAAAUUAUAUGCACGCUUGCCAUUUCAAAAUUUGUAACAUGGGUAGAAAACGCAACGUAAGAUAUGAUUAUUAAAUGCAGCAAAAAGAAGAAAGAGGACAACAAAAAUUAAAAGAACAACCAUUUUGAAUUGUUUUUCUUCACGUGUACUUUAAAUUUAAAUACUUGUAAUCUGAAAAAUAAAUUGAACAAUAUACAUACAUAUAUACACAUAAUUAUAGAAAAAGAUUUUAGAAAUAUAGAUUUCUUUUUCUAUAUUUCUUAUAUAGAAAAAGAAAUCUUUACAACCCUAAAAUUAUUAUUAUCGAAAAACUAAAUUAUUUGUCAUUGAAUAUUAUUAUAUCGUAUGGCUAUGCUGAUAAAUUUAGU
Molecule: messenger RNA, 1404 nt
Organism: Condylostylus longicornis
Lineage: Eukaryota; Metazoa; Arthropoda; Insecta; Diptera; Dolichopodidae
Exons: 4
Coding region: 667-1110 (147 amino acids)
Source: RefSeq, a predicted model, not a curated record